Messenger RNA from Nymphalis io (European peacock), 891 nucleotides. RefSeq lists its product as uncharacterized. The record is from RefSeq and is a predicted model, not a curated record. Lineage: Eukaryota; Metazoa; Arthropoda; Insecta; Lepidoptera; Nymphalidae. The transcript is spliced from 5 exons. Bases 65 to 682 code for a protein of 205 amino acids.
AUUACACUUAUGCAUUUUUAAUAUUAAAUAAUUUGAUUGUAAUCUGUUACCAUUAAAUACAAAAAUGGCUACUAUUAAUACAAGACCGAAGUCUCCGACUCGAACUGAAGCAAUUGCUAAAGCGCUGCGACCAGGUCCAGUCUAUAACACAGGAGUACUUUUAGGGAAUUGGGUAGAAGAUAGGAUUGAAUGCCCUAAAAGAGGUACACUGUAUUUUCCACCUGCAGAAAAAAUUGAUUAUGAAAAGUUGAAACCUGAAUCCAGACAACCUGAGUUUCGGAUUAACAAAUUAAAUAGUUUACAGGGGAAUGUGCGUUCAAUAAUCAAGCAUGAUAGCCACGACUCAUGCGGUAAUUUUGCUACUACAACAGACUUAGUGUAUAAUGUUCUACCUAAGCCACUGUGUGGACCAAUUAUGCGCUAUUACAAAAGAAGUGCCCACCAGUUUUAUCCACAACCGGAUCUCACAAAAUGCUUCGGAAAUGUAACAGAAUGGGGCUUAAAAAAUAGUUUGGAAUAUGAAUGGGCAUGCACUGAUGUCUCUGAUUAUUCGUCAACUCUUUACGAAGAUACAUACUUUCCUCCUUUGCCUAAUCAAUACCUACAGAGCUGUGAAAGAAAAGCGCGAAAUUCGAGCUUCACAAAAAGUUUUCACUAUAAGAUGACAAAAUCAAAACAAUGAUAACAUCAAGAAUCAUUUUUUUUUUCACUUUUUGCAAAAAUUACUAGUCUUUUAAUAUCACAUUUUGUUCGAGACAGGACAGUGACGUCCAUAUAAAAAUUGUAACAAUACAAUAAUUCUUAAUGCUUUCAUAUCGCCGUCACCUGGCACCAACACGAGAUCAGCAAAUGGACUUACAACUAACUUCACUCAAUAAUUACAACUAAUAA